Xiphophorus hellerii (green swordtail) is the source of this 5402-nucleotide messenger RNA. RefSeq lists its product as uncharacterized. Gene Ontology annotation, molecular function: aspartic-type endopeptidase activity. NCBI's taxonomy places the organism in Eukaryota, Metazoa, Chordata, Actinopteri, Cyprinodontiformes, Poeciliidae. The record is from RefSeq and is a predicted model, not a curated record. Gene Ontology annotation, biological process: proteolysis. The coding region runs from base 1003 to 2613 and encodes 536 amino acids. The transcript has a single exon.
GCUAUUUUAAGUCGUUCAACAACGACAACGAAUUUCCAUAAUGUUGAACUGUCUGCUGGAACUCUGAAUAUGCCUGAUCACACGCCCCUUUCAGCUGUUCUGACUUUUGUGGGUGCAGCUUUGAGGGACACGUUUCCUCCUGUGUCUCUCUCAAUUAUUCCUAAAUUUUUUUGGGAUUCCAAAGAGCACCCAAAGGUAUUUUUAGACAAAGCUUUGGACAUCUGGAGACGACAAACUGGAGUUCAUCCAACUCAGCCCACAUUAAUGAGGGAACAUUUCCGCCAAGCUGUUUUGAAUGGUGUCCCUCCUUCUGUCGCUGCUCAAAUGAGAAAAAACCCGGAGUUGAAAUCUUGUGACCAUGCAAAAUGGGAGUUGCAUUUGUUGCAUAAUUUACAGAUUUCUCAGGAUGAGGAGAGAGAGGCGGAGAAGGAGCAGGAAGAUUUUAAGAAACAAUUACUGAAGCUUCAAUUAGGUGAAGCUAGACAGAAACUUCAUCUUGCGAAACAGGAACAGAGGGAGGCUAAAGCUAUGUUAACAACAGCUGCUCCAUCAAUUCCUGUUCCGGGUCAGGUCCCUGUUGCAGUGGCACAACCUGGUCCGCACAUGUAUGUAGCUCCACGCUGGCAGUCUGGUGUUCAGGGGUGGCGUGGGGGAAGAGGGAGAGCCCCCGCAUGGUCGGGUGUGCGGGGAAGGGGUGCACGAGGCUGGAGAAGCAGAGACAGGUGUUUUUAUUGUGGAGAGGAGGGCCACUGGGUUCGGCAGUGUCCUCAUUACACACCAGCUGCUGCACAAGAUGGUGCGUCGCCGAACCUGACACAACAACAACCUCCAAAUGCUGCAUUACUUCCACAAUAUCCUGGACAGUACUUUCAGGCUGGAGAAUAUUGACACACCCCGGAGAAGAACCUCAAUCGGGGAGUUUUGGCAGAUCCCCUGAUUGAUGUGACAGUCGAUGGACAAACAUUGCCAUUUUUGGUGGAUACAGGAGCAACAUAUUCUACCAUGAAUAUUGUUAUGCCGUUGCAAAAACUUUCUGAUCGGACAAUAUCAGUGGUUGGUUUUUCUGGGGUGAAACAAACUCUGCCUAUCUCCACACCUCUGCACACAAUUGUGGGCAGACAAAGAGUGACACAUCCUUUUGUGUGUUCCCCUUCAUCUCCCGUGAAUUUAUUAGGGAGAGAUUUGUUGAUUGCUUUGGGGGCGACUAUUUUGUGUGGAUCUGAUGGGCUACAUGUCACUUUUCCUGAUGGAUCUUCCCAUGCCUGUACUGAAGUAUAUACACAUGGACAAUUUUUGCUCCAACAAUCCGAGGAGCACCUGGCUGACAUAUACUGGGGUCUUUUACAGCCAGAGAUGACUGACCAUGCUGGGAUCCUGUCCUGUUUUCUGCUUUGGAAACCCUGGAUCCAAGCGCUUGCACCGUAUGGGUCAACUCCUGAUUUCCCUCAUGUCACUUUGUUUUAUGACCGAGACCAGACUGAAUGGUUCCAGGAGCAGUUUGAGGCGAAUUUAGCCGGUAAAGAUUGGACUGUGUUUUCACAGGACAUUUAUGUGGCACCAGAGGGUGUUGCUGCUGCAGUCAAUCUGACUCAGGAUCAGUUGUUCUGGUAUAGGAUGCAUGAUGAAGCAGUUCCACAUAUUUCUUUGGCUCUCCAUCCUGAACAUCAGGCCAUGGAGUUGGGGGGCGUGGUAAAACGCUCCCUUACAGUUUCAGACUGGCAGACUACUCUUGCUCCUGACCUCUCUUUCUCUCCUUCUACAAACACAUACAAAAUAAAGUGUUCAGCUGUGGACUCUGUGGUUUUGGAACAUCUUCAACUUCCUAGGCACCAUGGCAGGGAGUUGACUGAUCAUCCAACUGCAGCUGCUAUGUUGGCUUCUCUGCCUGAAUGUCUGUGGGCAACGGGUCCUACGGAUGUGGGGCUUGUGGAUGUCACACCUGUCACUUUUGAUUUGCGACCGGGCCCUCCUAUUUGGAGGUCUCAGUAUCCUCAUAAGCAGGCGGCAGAAGAGGGACUAGCGGAAACUAUUGGGGGUCUUCUGGAAGCUGGUGUGUUGGAAUCUUCCACCUCUUCCUGGAACACUCCUAUUUUACCAGUCGAAAAGAAAGGGACGGGUAAAUACCGCAUGGCACAUGAUCUUCGGACAAUUAAUUCCGUUUUAUUGACCCCUACGGUGCCAGUUCCUAAUCCGCAUGUUGCAUUAACUAACCUAGAUCCUUCUCAGACUUGGUUCUCCUGUGUGGACCUUGCUAACGCUUUCUUUUGUCUCCCAUUGGCUGAGGACUGUAGGGAUGUGUUUUCUUUCACCUACAAGGGUCAGCAGCUGAGAUAUACACGUCUGCCUCAGGGUUUUGCUCUCUCACCAGGGCUUUUUAAUCAGGUUCUGAAACAGCAGUUAGCGGACUGUUUGUUACCAGAAGGUGUGACCCUGAUUCAGUAUGUUGAUGAUCUCAUGCUGGCAGCACAGACGUUGGAGUCUUGUAUUGAGGGCACGCGACGUUUGUUGUCACACCUAGCAGACAGGGGUUUUAAAGUGAGCAGAUCUAAGCUGCAAAUUGCUAGGAAGCAAGUUUCCUUUUUGGGGCGGAUUAUCACUGGGACAGGCACUUAGAUGUCUGCCAGUCAUAAAUCUGCGAUUCUCAAUCACCCCAAACCCCGUACGGUGAAGGAUAUGUUGUCUUUUCUUGGAUUGACUGGAUAUAGUAGGAACUAUGUUCCUAACUAUACAGAACUGACGGAUCCCUUACGGGCGUUAGUCAGAGAGCAUGGGAUUCGUAAGCUUACCCAUGCUCUGACUUGGAAUACGGAGGCAGAAGAUGCUUUUAUUUCUCUGAAACAACAGUUGGCUGCUGCAGCGCAGUUGGCUAUUCCGGACUAUUCCUUACAAUUCUAUUUGGAUGUUUCUGUAACAGAACUGACAGUGAAUGCCGUUCUGUUUCAGAAAAAAGGGGGUGAGAGGAAAAUUCUCCAAUAUGUUAGCGCAAUGUUAGAUCCUAUGGAGAAAAGACAUCCGGCGUGUACAAGACAUGCGGCAGGUGUAGGAAAAAUGAUACAAAAAGUAGCACACAUUGUGAUGGGUCACCCAUUACAGGUUAUGACAUCACACAGUGUGGUAGCAUAUGUGAAUUCACAACACUUCACAUUGACAACAUUGAGACAACAAAAAUUGAGCAAAAUUCUGGAAUCACCUAAUAUAACUUUUGUACAUAACGGAGUGAAUAUGGCUGACAGGAUGCAGGAAGGAGAGCCGCAUAACUGUGAGGAGUUAGUACAAAGGGAAGAAAAAAUAAGACCUGACCUACAAGCUUCUCCUUUGGAAGGUGAAGAUGUGAGAAAUUUUUAUACAGAUGGCUGCUGUUUUAAACAUGAUACAGACGGAUUGAGGGCAGCGUAUGCUAUAGUCGAAGAUUUGGGCAGCGAGCUUCACGUUUUGAGAGCAGAAAGACUGCAGGGUGCCCAAUCGGCACAGAGAGCAGAACUCAAAGCAAUGAUUGAAGCACUGAAAUUAGCUGAGGGAAUGAGGGUGAAUCUAUAUAGUGAUUCAGCCUACGUAGCUAGUGCCGUCCAUGUGGAACUUCCUCAGUGGCUCAGAGCAGGAUUUAUAACUGCAGCACAAAAACCCAUAAAACAUGAAACUGAAAUGAAAGAAUUGGCGGAGGCAUUGCUGUUGCCUCAAUCUGUUGCUGUGAUUAAAUGCAAGGGACAUGAUCAAAGCAAGACCAGAGUUGCAGCAGGAAAUGCGGCCGCGGAUGAGGCAGCCAAAAGGGCAGCGGGAUACCUGCCAUCUCUUUUGAUGGUAAGUACUGAAAUGGAGCAGAUGGAACAGAAUAACCUGGAGAAAAUUAUUUUUCACCAGAAAGGCGUGUCACCUGAAGAACUAUCUGUCUGGAAAGCAAGAGGUGCCAUCUGCAAUGAGGGACUCUGGCGGGGACCGAAUGGUAAAGUAAUUCUCCCUCCAAAUAUGAGAUUCCAGGUUUUCCAGGAAGCUCAUGGACUCGGACAUGUAGGUAUUACACAGAUGUUAAAAAACCUGGAGCAUUGGUGGCAUCCAUUUUUGAGGGACAUGGUCAAGGAUCAUGUGAAAACAUGUGAAAUUUGUGGACAACACAAUGCAAAACCAACUGUCAGACCACCAGUGGGACAUUUCCCUUGGACUACACAACCGGGUAAGGAAAUUAUUAUUGAUUUUACAGACAUGAUAACACCCGUUAGAGGAUACAGGUAUGUAUUAAUGUGUGUGGAUGCAUAUUCGAGCUGGCCAGAGGCGUGGCCAGCUAAAAAAGAGGACAGCAAAACUGUCAUAAAGUGUCUGAUCAAUUAUUAUAUUCCAACCCAUGGUUUUCCAGAGAAGGUGAGAUCAGACAACGGCACUCAUUUCAGGAACCAAGAUCUGCAGAAAGUGGAGCAGCUGCUCGGACUGAAACAUUCAUUCGGUACAGUAUAUCAUCCGGAAUCACAAGGCAAAGUUGAGAGACUGAACCAAACUAUUAAACAAAAAUUGGCUAAAAUAUGUGCACAUACUAAAUUAAAUUGGGUAGAUGCUUUGCCUAUUGCCUUGAUGUCCGUCCGAAUGUCUAUUAACCAAUCAACAGGGUUCUCUCCAUAUGAGCUUCAGACGGGACGGAUGUUUCCAGGACCUGCAACCCGCAUUCCAGGAUGGAAAGGUGAACUUGCACAUUUAUCUCAUAAAGAUUUCUUUAAUGAGUUGCAGAUCCUGGCAGCGGAAUUUGUGAAAUAUCAGACGACACAGGAACGUCCCGGCUCACCACCCGUUCCGGGAAUUGACUGGGUGCGCCUUAAAGUCAUCAAAAGAAAGUGGUCUGAACCUCGUUUCACCGGACCAUACCGAGUCGUGGAGAGGACAUCUCACGCUGUCCGUCUGCAAGGGAAAGGAGACACCUGGUUUCAUUGGAGUCAGUGCACAGCAGCAGAGGAGCCACAGCGUGCCCUCCGAGAUGUACAAAAAGAUCUUCGGCUUCAAUCUUCGGACGAGGAGCAUCGCCAGGCACUUCCAGGAGGGAGUGUAGCAGGAGUUCCUGCCACGACCACUUCAAGUUCCUGAAAUUCGAGGUUUAAAAGGCUCAGACAGGCAUAAUAAUCCUGUUCCGAUGUCCUUUCAUUGAAAAAAGGAGAAUUCAUACUCUCCUUAAAAAACUCACUGUUAAAUUGGCAUAAUAAUCCAAUUUUCAGUGAGCAACGGCCGCUUAGGUGGAAACCUGAGGUUUCCAACCAAGGAGGAUCAGGCUACAAGAGGAUCAACACUAACUCAUUUUUAUUGCGUGUUUCCGUUUUUUUGCGAACUUUAAAAGAACUUUCGUUUUUGCGCGUAUUUUUAUCAUUUCCUGACGAAGACUUCAUAUUUGUUUUUGAGAGACUAUCAAAGAACAUUCAAAAAAAAAA